AUGACGCAUCACACGAAUCGGACGCCGCAAGACCAAGGUCAUUACUCGAUGCCCUAUGGCUCCCAGACAGCUCAAUACGCCGUCGCUCAAUCGCCAGGCAUGGCUCAGACAUUCAAAGCCCUACAAGAUGCCGGCUACGGCCAAGGAGCAUCAGCACCUGCUCCUCAGCAAAGCAUGCGUCCCACGUUCGAGAAGCCCACCAUAUACACGGCCGUAUACUCUGGAGUCCAAGUCUACGAAAUGGAGGUGAACAGCAUUGCUUGCAUGCGACGACGCGCAGAUGGCUGGCUCAACGCUACACAGAUCCUCAAGGUUGCCGGUGUUGACAAGGGAAAACGCACAAAGGUUCUUGAAAAGGAGAUUCUACCUGGCGAGCACGAGAAAGUCCAAGGUGGAUACGGCAAAUACCAAGGCACCUGGAUCGCCUACCGCAGAGGUCGUGAGUUCUGCCGCCAGUACGGCGUCGAGGAUCUCUUGCUUCCCUUGUUGGAGCACGACCUCGAUGGCUCCGGUGCCGGUCAGACGACAGAGACUCCAACCAAGGAACAAGCCAUGGCUGCCAAUCGAAAGAGAUUCUACGCCGCCGGUGCACAGGAUAGAAACGCUCCCACCGCCUCAAACACCUUCUUCCAGAACAUCUCCCCCAUGUCCUCUGUCGCUCUCGCUGCUUUGAACAAGGCCGCUCGUCUCAAUUCACCCGCACGUCCGAGCCACAUGAGACGCUCUUCCCAACAGCAGCAACAAAAUGCCUCUCACAGCAUCGUGGCUGAUGCCAAUUACCACAACAACCAGAUGCCCGACUCCGGCUACAACACACAAAAUCCCGCGUGGCGACAGGCACCAGGUGGUCAGGAACCUCCUAGAAAACGCAUGCGACCAAACGACGACAUACCUGUAGACGCGUCAAUCAUGUCACUUGAUCCCACAGAACCUGGGGAAUCCUUCGUCCAAAGCACCCAGCAAUAUCUAGAAGAGAACGUGAAUGGUUCAGACGAGCCGGUCACACUUCCUCCCUUACCAGCACCUAUGGGUGUAGACGAAGAGAACAAGCGCCAACUUCUCCUCGACCUCUUUGCCGAGUCAUCGAGGCAAGACUUUGCUUCACAUCCAGCACUCCUUUCCUUGUCACCACAAGAUCUAGACAUACCUCUGGAUCCUUCAGCGAACACUGCGCUACACUGGGCUGCAACACUGUCGAGACUGCCGUUGCUCCGCUUGCUCAUUCAGAAAGGUGCAAACAUAUUUCGUGGCAAUGCUGCCGGACAGAGUGCCCUGAUCUCGGCAGUAUUGGUGAACAAUUGUUGCGAACACUCCUCUUUCCCUGACGUACUGGAGCUUCUCAGUCCUUUGAUUGAAGUGAGAGACUCUCAAGCCCGCACAAUUCUCCACCAUAUCGCAGUGUCCUGCGGAAUUAAAGGCCGAGCACCCAGUAGCAAGUAUUAUCUCGAGGCUUUGCUAGAAUUUCUGGUCCGUAGCGUGUCAAAACCUGCUCCCGUGGAGAAUGGCUCUGCAACGCCCGGACAGACAGGAAAAGAGCGAAUCAACCUGAUGCGCUUCCUGACGCAUAUAGUAAAUGCGCGGGAUAAGGCAGGCAACACCGCCCUCAACUUAGCCGCCAGAAUUGGCAAUAGAGGCAUCAUCCAGCAGCUCCUGGAAGUCAAAGCUGACCCCACUAUUCCCAAUCAAAAAGGCAUCACAGCUCGCGACUUUGGUGUAGGUGUAGAGGACGAGAACGGACAAGCGGACGCUGGCUUCAACAAUACCUCGAACAUUGACCCCAUCUUCUCACAAGCACAACAAGCGUCGACCCGCCCACCAUCACAGAACACAACCACAGAAGGUGCAAACGAGAAGGAAACAACACCUGUCUCCAACACGAACAUCAUUGAGGAGCAGAACCAAGACGUUAUUGCGUCACUCACUAGCAUGCUUACUGCAAACCUCGCCCAGCACAAACAACUGCUCGCCGAGAAGACUACUCAGAUCGACAAGCUGAAUGCUCAGAUCCAAGAGCUGUCAGCAGUCGCAAAGACUGAGAGCGACCAAUUAGCAACUCUCCAGCGCCGCGCCAAAUCUCGCAGUGAAGGCCAGUCCAAGAUCGCUAACCUGAAACGCAUCUUAGAAGAACGCCACCGCAACGGCAGAAAAGUGACAAAGACAAGUUCAGUGGUGGGAGAUGCAGACAACUCUGUCUCCACUGUGCUUGCCGUUGCCGAAAGACUGCCCUCUGAUAUUGCAGAUCCAACUCAAGUCGCGCAACAGCUUUCGUCUUCACUCCAACAGCAGAUACUCAACAACACGCCCUCAAUAUCCGAGUUGCGUGUCCUGAAAAAGGUCUACGAGUCAAACAAUGAUCGCCUGCAGCAAAAGUCGACCCAGCUCAAGUCUCGCUCUACCCAGCUCGAAUAUUUGUACCGUAAAGUCGUGUCUUUAUGUACGGGUGUUGCAGAAGACAAGGUUGAAGAUCAGUUAAGUGCGCUUCUGGCGGCUGUUGAGUCAGAAAAGGGGGCAUUGGGAAGAGAGGAGGCGGGCAGAGUCAGAGAGUUCUUGAUCAAGGUUGAAGGUGUUGGUGGUGGUAGCGACGUUGCUGCCGGCGUAUAA
Molecule: messenger RNA, 2601 nt
Organism: Aureobasidium subglaciale EXF-2481
Lineage: Eukaryota; Fungi; Ascomycota; Dothideomycetes; Dothideales; Saccotheciaceae
Exons: 2
Coding region: 1-2601 (866 amino acids)
Cellular component (GO): SBF transcription complex; MBF transcription complex
Molecular function (GO): transcription coactivator activity; protein binding; DNA binding
Source: RefSeq, a predicted model, not a curated record